AUGGAUUCGUAUGUAAAUGCCGGGUGUCCAGUUUGUCAGAUUGACUUUGUUCUUCGAGCGGCCAAAGUCUUCGCCACGAAUAUAAUUAUGGACUGCAACUGCCAGAAGAACGAAAGAAAACCGAAAUUUCGUUCCUUCCCGAACAAAGCUUACCGGUGUUACGAAAAGACGGAGAUCGCACCGAAUGAGAAAAACGGCUGCAUUAAAUGCAAGGUUUGCAACAAUGAGUUUACAAACGAAGUGCAGUUCCUCGAACAUCUGACAGAGAAUCCGAAGUGCGAAAAGUUGACUUGUGACGAAUGUCGGAAACAGUUUAGUCAGAUCUGUCAUUUGAAUAUACACAAGUUAGAAAUACAUUCAAACGAAAAGAAAUUUAAAUGCGAAGAAUGUGAUUAUUGUACCGCACGUGGAUCAAACUUUAGAAGACACCAAAAUAAACACUCAAGAAAAGAAGUUUAUAAAUGUAGCUUUUGUAAUCAUUCAACCAUAUGGAAACAGAGUUUAGACUGUCAUAUUUUGCUAAAACAUUCGAAAGAACCGAAUUUCACUGAAAAACUUUCGUCGAGAUUUCUGGAUUUGGAAAAAUAUCGAUGCAAAGUUUGCCUGAAAUUUUGUCAUACUCCAUACGCUUUAAGCCGUCACGAAAUAAGUCAUACGGGAAAAAAACCGUUUCAUUGUGAUUAUUGUUUUCGAAGAUUUACACGACAAGAGAAAUUAAACAAACACAGGCGAAUAAUUCAUUCCACAGUAGAAAAACAGCCGACGUCUCAGCAAAUCACAGGAGAAGAUACAUCAAAAUCUUUUAAAAUCUCGGAACAGAGUAGGAUGUACACUUCUGCUGAAAUGUCAGCAACGACUUCCAUGCGAGAGGAACAUCUUGAAACAAACGAGAAAGAUAAAAGUUUGCAAUUUUCUGAAAGAUUAUGGCAAUGUCAUCAAUGUCUCUUUACUACAAACUCCGAGAAAGAAUGGUUCCUACAUAAACAGACACACGUUGACGAAUCUCCUUGCACGUCAAAGGAACAGGAAGAAACAGAUCCAGAAGUGGUCAGAGCAUCCGAAAUUCUUAUGGACAUGAGAAAGAAAAGAUUGGAGACGACAAAAGAUAAAAACAAAAGUCCUGAUUCCGAUACACCGCCAAGUUCACAACAUGCGAAUAUUUUGUUUUGA
Centruroides sculpturatus (bark scorpion) is the source of this 1170-nucleotide messenger RNA. Its product is annotated as zinc finger protein 726-like. Gene Ontology annotation, biological process: regulation of transcription by RNA polymerase II. The transcript has 5 exons. Gene Ontology annotation, cellular component: nucleus. The record is from RefSeq and is a predicted model, not a curated record. The coding region runs from base 1 to 1170 and encodes 389 amino acids. Gene Ontology annotation, molecular function: RNA polymerase II transcription regulatory region sequence-specific DNA binding; DNA-binding transcription factor activity, RNA polymerase II-specific. NCBI's taxonomy places the organism in Eukaryota, Metazoa, Arthropoda, Arachnida, Scorpiones, Buthidae.